Molecule: messenger RNA, 307 nt
Organism: Staurois parvus
Lineage: Eukaryota; Metazoa; Chordata; Amphibia; Anura; Ranidae
Source: the annotation of a GenBank genome assembly
UACAGGAAGUGACCAGACACUGCGGACAUAGUACAGCAGAUGACCAGAGACUGCAGACACAGUACAGGAGAUGACCAAAGCCUGCGGACACAGUACAGGAGAAGGACCAGAGACUGCGGACAUAGUACAGGAGAUGACCAGAGACUGCGGACACAGUACAGGAGAUGGACCAGAGACUGCGGACAUAGUACAGGAGAUGACCAGAGACUGCAGACAGUAAAGGGGAUGACCAGAGACUGCGGACAGUACAGGGGAUGACCAGAGACUGUGGACAGGAGAUGACCAGAGACUGCGGACACAGUACAGG